UGGAUCUGAGUGAUAAUAAACCAGGAGACUUAGGAGUGAAGAUGCUCUCUGCUCUACUGGAGGAUCCACACUGUAAACUGAAGAAACUACAGCUGAGUUACUGCAGUAUUGGAGAGGAAGGCUGUGCUGCUCUGAUUUCAGCUCUGAGAUCAAACCCCUCACACCUGACAGAACUGGAUCUGAGCCGUAAUAAACCAGGAGACUCAGGAGUGAAGCUGCUCUCUGCUCUACUGGAGGAUCCACACUGUAAACUGAAGAAACUACAUAUUUGAUAGUGGAAACUCCACAAGCUCCAAACAAGUUAAUCAAAACAACACGUCCUGAACAAGACUGUCACCUGGACAAAUGCAGAUACUGAUCCAGCAGUUUCACAUGUGAAGGAUUUUUCUUAUUAAUUUUCAUUUAGUCUAGAAUUUUUUUCCAGUCUCAUGGGAACAUUUUUUUUAAAAUAAGUAGAUUGGACAUACUAACUGCACUGUAAAAACUUUAGUGUGAAAUGACAGUAUAUUCCAGGUUAAUAACUGCAUGACUUUCACAGUAGUUUCACAGUGGGAGUUCUCUUGUAUCUAACUGCACUCUCAGAAAUUACUUUAAACAA
This is a messenger RNA of Sinocyclocheilus rhinocerous, 598 nucleotides long. Its product is annotated as ribonuclease inhibitor-like. The transcript has 3 exons. Gene Ontology annotation, molecular function: protein binding. The coding region runs from base 42 to 272 and encodes 76 amino acids. NCBI's taxonomy places the organism in Eukaryota, Metazoa, Chordata, Actinopteri, Cypriniformes, Cyprinidae. The record is from RefSeq and is a predicted model, not a curated record.